Messenger RNA from Plasmodium inui San Antonio 1, 1551 nucleotides. RefSeq lists its product as hypothetical. The coding region runs from base 1 to 1551 and encodes 516 amino acids. The record is from RefSeq and is a predicted model, not a curated record. Lineage: Eukaryota; Apicomplexa; Aconoidasida; Haemosporida; Plasmodiidae. The transcript has a single exon.
AUGAGGCUAGAGCGAAGGACAAUUAAGAGCGAACCUAGCCCAAGUGACAAGCCAAUGGAGGUCUGUAGAUGGAAGGAUGCAGUAUGGUUAGGGGCAGCAGUCCACGACAUAGGCACUUACUGCGAACAACUACAAAAAGGACAUGACCGGCGAGAGCAACAGUCUAUAAACGAGUCUACAAGCAGGGUCUACUGGUUAGAGAAGUUCGUUACCAAUCUGAAAAAGGAGGAUCUCAGGACCUUAUACCAACAGUUCAGGAAUCAGGAUGUAAUAGGAGGAUGCGAGGAUGAGGGGAGAAAUCUGGGGAGCAUCACCUGGGAAGAUUUAGUCAACAAUGUCCUACAGGCUAUGGAACCCCUCACAACCUUCACAUAUGAGCCGGAAGGGACAGUUGAUCCUUCGAAUGAUAAGAUUAAGGGAGCCUCCCUCGAUUGGCGGGACAUACUCUCAAGGAAGCUCUGCCAAGGCUCCGCACAUUCACCCGAGUGGAUGGGCCUACUUAUCUGCCUGGUAAAUAUCUGGGGUCAGACCAUGACAGGCAACCCUAAUUUAAGCAAAAUGCUCCCGCCCGUUUGUCAGGAUCUCUUGCAGGAAAUCGAGAUGCCGAAAUGUUUAUGGGACUCCUGGCUCUUAGAAACACUUGGAGAAAAAUUGCUCCCACGACAAACGACCGAGUCGCCGGUAGCACCUAACGAUGAGAUACAGGGGAAGAUAGGUCUAAUAUUGAGUAUCUAUGGGGGAAUAAGUAAACUCUGCCAGACCUGUGGUCCCUAUGAGUUAAGUCAAUUGGUAGAAUCACAGGACAGCGCGUCAGGUAGGAAGCAGGCUUUAUAUUGUAUAUUCGACAAGGGGACAUUAGAGUGUGGAGCAGGAUUACAGCACCUCAGCGGAAGGACGAACUAUCUGAUAUAUAGGGACCUAGAGGGAGUUAAGUCAGGAACUUGUGGAGAACCUGGGGCAGGAAAAUCAAAAGCAGUCUUAAACGAUGAGGAGGCAAAAUCAGGAGUAGUAGACCAGAAAUCCGCGGCGACUGACCCAAGAACCACUCAAACGAGUCCCACGGAACCAGAGGUAGGGGGGCAUUCCAUGAGUCUCAUUAACUUGGGCGAUGCUAAUCUCCAUAGUCCCAAAGCAUCGCAGAACCUUGCCCCAACUGACGGAAGAAGCCCCAAUCGGAAGUCACAAGAAGAAAUAAACGCAGAUAGUGAGAGGUCAGAGAGAAUAUAUCUCGACGAAAUGAGGCCUAAGGGGGGGGACCAUAAUGGUCAAAUUGCUUUGCCUAGUGAUGACCCCUCUCCCUCCGGAUUAGUGAGGGUAAAGACAGCAAGGCCAAGUCUCCAGGCGGGUGAACCUCGGCUGGACCCCUCCUGGGGAGGGUAUUCAGGCGUCCUAGGAGGAGGUGUUAUAGCCGUCAUGUUUGCGAGUAUAGGUCUCUAUGGCUUCUGGCGGAUAGGUUCCUUCAAGUCAUGUGUAGGCAUGAGGGGAUCUACGGACAAAAGACACCUAGUAGGAUAUGGGAGUUUACCUCCCAGGGGAAACUGGAGAAGAUAG